Chenopodium quinoa (quinoa) is the source of this 1116-nucleotide messenger RNA. Its product is annotated as probable glycosyltransferase At5g11130. Gene Ontology annotation, molecular function: glycosyltransferase activity. The transcript is spliced from 2 exons. The coding region runs from base 14 to 1033 and encodes 339 amino acids. Lineage: Eukaryota; Viridiplantae; Streptophyta; Magnoliopsida; Caryophyllales; Amaranthaceae. The record is from RefSeq and is a predicted model, not a curated record.
GAGCCACAAAGAAAUGGAGAAAAGAUUUAAAAUAUUCACGUACAAGGAAGGUGAACCACCACUCUUUCACCGCGGUCCUAUGAAUAACAUAUACUCCAUUGAAGGACAAAUGAUCGAAGAGCUAAAUUCAGCUGAUGAUAAAAGCCGUUUCAUAACUCACAAUCCUAAUGAAGCCCUAGCUUUUUUUGUUCCGGUGAGCAUCACAUCCAUCAUUCGAUACGUGUACAGGCCAUAUACGAGCUACUCUAGGGAACGAAUGCAAAAUGUCGUGGCAGACUACAUUCGAGUUAUAUCGGAGCGUUAUCCUUAUUGGAAUAGAAGCAAUGGUGCUGAUCAUUUCCUCAUUUCUUGUCAUGAUUGGGCACCAGAUGUUUCAGCAGCCCAUCCAAACCUCUUCAAGCACUUCACACGAGUCCUAUGCAACGCCAACGUCUCAGAAGGCUUCCGCCCUUCACGUGAUGUCACACUCCCUGAAAUCCUCAUUCCUUGGGGUACUCUUGGCCCUCCUAUGAUCAACCUAACGCCUCUUAAACGUAGAGUACUAGCCUUCUUUGCAGGUGGUCCUCACGGUAACGUUCGUAAGAGCCUCUUUGACCAUUGGAAGGACAAGGACAAUUCUAUUCAAGUCUUUGGGUAUCUUCCUAAGGGUCAAAAUUACACCGUCUUAAUGGGACAAAGUAAAUACUGUCUUUGCCCUAGUGGGUGGGAGGUGGCUAGCCCAAGGCUAGUUGAGUCAAUCUACACAGGUUGUGUACCGGUCAUCGUGUCCGAUAACUAUACGUUGCCAUUUAGUGAUGUGUUGGACUGGAGUAAGUUUUCGAUUCAUAUUCCGGUGGCAAAGAUCCCAGAGAUCAAGAAGAUUCUAGAAGGGAUUUCGACGAAGAGGUACUUGAUGUUACAAAAGAGAGUGUUACAAGUAAGGCCACAUUUUGUAAUUAAUAGGCCAGCUAAGCCGUUUGAUGCUAUUCAUAUGAUUCUUCAUUCAAUUUGGCUUAGAAGGCUUAAUGUUAAGCUAGGUCAUGCUGUGAUGUAAAAUUCUAUCCAAUGUGUUGAUCCACCCAUGUUUUGUACAUAGAUAGACGUAAUUCACUUAACACGUAAUUACAUAUGAUCCUG